Bipolaris oryzae ATCC 44560 is the source of this 2844-nucleotide messenger RNA. RefSeq lists its product as uncharacterized. The transcript is spliced from 2 exons. Bases 1 to 2844 code for a protein of 947 amino acids. Gene Ontology annotation, molecular function: microtubule binding. The record is from RefSeq and is a predicted model, not a curated record. Lineage: Eukaryota; Fungi; Ascomycota; Dothideomycetes; Pleosporales; Pleosporaceae.
AUGGACGCCUUUUCGUCCCCCGUGCGCUUGAUGCCACCACAUACCCCCCGCCGAGUCCCAUCGCCAGUCAUUUCGCCCAGUGGCAGGAGAGGCCGCCUCCACGCCGGCCCAGAAGACGGCCGCCUUCGCGACCUGUCGCCCGAGACGACACUGCGCGCCUUCACCUACACUCCCGUGCCCUUCGACACUACGCGCGACGAAUACAAAAUCUUUGCCUGCAUCGACACCCUCACCGCCGCCGAGAGAGACCUAGGCGCGCGCGUCGCCAAGGCCGCCCAGCGCCUCAAGGCAUGGUGCGCUGAGAUUGAGCAGUGGGGGUGGUCAGGCUCUUUCGAGGAGCCCAGCGCUCAAUUGCGCGAGCAAAAGCGCAAGAGUAUCGAGCUGCGCAUCAGGCAACACGUCGGCCGUCUCGACCUCGGACUCGACCACGCCGUGCCGCCGCUUGAAUACUGGGGCUCGCUGCUUUCAGUCGAGGUGGAGCAGCACGAGGCGCGCCUCGACGAGAUUGGCGACGAGAUGCUCAAACUAGACGUCGAGGAGCUCAAGGAAUAUGUGCUGGAUAUGCAUCCCGCUGCAAAGUCCAGGCCCUCAUCUGCUGGCUACGAAGCCACUCGCCAACACUAUAGGGUCAUGGAUGAUUUCUCCUUCCUCAUUACCCAGACCCUGCUGUCGGCCCUGCCACAUCACACCAAGCUCAAAGAGCGCCUCAACACAUGGACGGCCCGAGUCUCCAUCUUGCGCGAGGCUCCCCGUUACAUCAGCGACCUCGAUACCGCGCAGAAGGCCAUGCGCCUAGGUUGGGACGCCAUCGAGCCGCCAGCUGAUCCCUCUGAUCCUGCCUUUGAACAGUGGAAACAAGCCAUAGACACCAUUUCCACCAUCCUUCAUCAGAGAGUGAGCAGUUUGGGUAGGCGGUUGGACAGGAUGCUCGACACACUUGAAGGCCGAGAAGAUUGCUUGCCAGAGCACUGGAUAGACACUUUUGAGGCUACAGAGGCAGACUACGGGCGUUGGAAACAUGAGUCCAGGAGGAGACUGAUCGAUGCCGAGGUACGCAGGCGAGCAGACGACUCAGCCGCACCAAAAAGCGCACUUGCUACCACCCAGCAUUUGUCACCAGAUCCCAGCUCGAGUGCGAUUCCAGACACACACCAUAAUAUCGAUCACUCAUGUUCAAUCGCCGCAGCUCUUAUCAAAUCCAGUGCCAGUGAAGACAGGUACAUGGAGGCAAACUCUGAUUCUCCAAUGAACAGACCUCCAAGUCUUAUUUUGCACUCAUCACGCCCUUCAUCUAGCGUACUUUCAGCAAAUGUCAGCCUCGAGUCUGAGCCGCUUCCCUCUGAUGAUGAAUCGGAGUUUGAUGAAGGCGAUACUGUUGUGCAUCACGUUCUCGACGAGAGCCCGGAACAUGGCGCUGUUCUAGCCGAGUCCGAAUCACUGUUUCCAGGCGACCCCAAACCAGAUGACUCAUCUGAUAAUCAUGUGCAGCGUUAUCCCAAAGUCCUCGCGAUCCCAGAUACGCCAAUCCUCACAGCCAAAGGUAGCCGCGAUGAUGCCAUCAUUGACGCUCCCCAGACACCGCGCUCCUGGAGAGGAAGCCUUGGAUCGUUCUCCACGGACCUGUCUCCAGACUCAAGCCCGCACAGUGCCGUGGAAGAGUCACCGUCAGUUCGCAAUCCUACCAUCCGUGAAAUGAGGAUGCCUCAUUCUGAACUCAAUGGCGCCAUGCCGAAACGGCGACUGGAACAAGACUCAACCACUCUUGAACAGCCUCCAGCUAAUGCACCGUGGCCGCCAUCUCAUUUCACCCACAAACCUGGCAACAGCGCAGAGGAACUGGAGCGUAAAAUCUCUGAUAUCCUGACAACAAUUCCGGCGCACAUCAGGCUCACGUCCGGCCCCGGACCUAACGCCCCCGAAGUGAAACCAGCACGUGGCUUGACUGCGAAAGGUAGCCGUACAUAUCUACGCGCAGCUCGCUCUGUGAGUAACUUUAAAGCACCCGAACUUGUUCUGUCCCCCGCCAAGAGUGAAUUUGAUCUUCACAAUGCCUCGUCUGGCCGUAGAUCUGCAGCGGCAGCAAGAGGCGACAAUGAUAUCAAGCUGUACCAUCUUACCCAGCCAGGCAAGGAACAGCCCGUCAAGCUGUUCAUUCGUCGAGUGGGGGAGAAUGGCGAGCGUGUCAUGGUACGCGUUGGUGGUGGUUGGUCUGAUCUCGGCGAAUAUCUGCGUCAAUAUGCUGAGCACCAUGGCCGACGGACGGCAAGCGAGGGCAAAUUCGAAGUUGUGGGUCUGGAGAUCAAGAAUUCAGACCAAUCGCCUGGUCGUCCAGAAAGUGUCAUGAGUAGGCGGGAGAGGCGCAUCAGCUCUGGCUACCCGAUUCCUAGCCCUUCCACCACCCCUGUCAAAGCUUCUGGUUUGGGCGUGGGCAUCUCUAUAGACCAGACGCCUCCGCGAAGACCCACUUUCCACGCUUCAACUCCGGAACGGGGCGAAGAACCAGAUGUACCCUCAACCACGUCAUCCCAUAGUUCGUGGCAAGGCAAAGAAGUUGGGCUUGCGGGCCCAACUUCCAAAAAGUUGGAUCUCAGUAGUGACAAGCUGGUGUGGAUAGAGGGCAUGAUGAAGCAAGCUCGCACUGUGAGCACCAACGCAAUUCCAACCGAUCGUCCCGUCUCACAACGCGACGAGCGUCCACUCACAAGUGGCGGCAGCCGUCCAGGAAGCCGCGCGGGCCCCGGAGGAGCUCUGGGCGGUAAGAAGCCGGAAUUCAAAGACUUGGGCAGAGUCGGUGGCACAAGGAGGCUCUUUAUGAAGGGCGGGAAUCCCGCUUUUGGUGAAUAA